Owenia fusiformis is the source of this 2405-nucleotide messenger RNA. Lineage: Eukaryota; Metazoa; Annelida; Polychaeta; Sabellida; Oweniidae. The record is from the annotation of a GenBank genome assembly.
AAAAUUGCAUACAAUUACAUGCAAAUGAGAUUUGGGAAAAAUGGAGAAUCAAGGUCUUGAAAGAAGCAACGAAUCACUCGAGGAUGUCCAAAAUGGUGAAAAGCUCGAGUUGAACGACAUGUCAGCCGAUGAGACAAAAAUAUCAAUCGAGAACGAGAAUGCGAUAGACAUAGAGAAAAAUGAAGAAGAGUUGGUCGUGAAAGACCAAGUAUCAAAGUAUGAAUUAAUAGUUGGUGGUGCUCAGAAGGGUAUGCAUGAUUUCUUCUAUGGGAAUCCGAAACGUACUCGGAUCAUGAAAUGGUUGUUUGUAGCCGUACUUAUCGUUGGGUGGCUGAUUUACCUGGGCUUUGCAACUGCCUACAGUGUCCAAAUGGCCCUUCCUUUGAUAAUAAUCACUGGACUGGUGAUACUCUGCGUUAUAUACUAUUUUGUAAAGAAAUACCAUGGUGAGAGAAUUUGGAAAUGUUGUUUGACUUCUUUUGGAACAGCUUGUUCGAAAGCAUCCAGAGUUUUAAAAUGGGUCUUCCUGCUCUUAGUUUUGGUCGGCAUUGGGUUGAUGCUGUAUUUUCUAGUUGGAAAAGAAAGGCCAAAGAAUCUGAUAUCUGCAGUUGGCGCAUGCUCAAUAGUUCUCGUAUGUUUUGUCACGUCAGCAAACCCAGCGAAGGUGAAAUGGCGACCCGUGCUCUGGGGACUAGGUAUUCAACUGGUAUUUGGACUCGUAGUGCUUCGCUGGAGUUAUGGCUUUAUCGCGUUAAAUUGGAUCGCAACUCAACUUAGGACGUUCUUAGCGUAUGCAAAUUUUGGAUCGUCAUUUGUAUUUGGAGCACUCUAUUGUAACUUCCCAAUUGUAUUUCAAGCAUUACCACAGGCAGUCUUUUUCAGCUCAAUUAUCGGAAUCUUGUUCCAUUUUGGCGUAAUCCAGCAGAUAAUUCUAAAACUCGGGUGGCUGAUGGAGGUCACGCUUGGAACAACAGCAAUCGAGUCCGUUAGUGCAACGGCGAAUAUACUCGUCAGUAGUGUCGAAGGAGCUGUGAUUAUACGAGAUUGGCUUCCAAGUCUUACAUAUUCUGAGUUACAUGCUGUAAUGUGUGGAGGGUUUGCCACAGUGGCUGGGGAUACCAUGGCCGUAUUUAUAGCGAUGGGGAUAAAAUGCCUUAUUUCCACGCUAGACGGUCGGAUUAAAGGAAAUGUUGAUUUUUAUCUUAUCAAAGGCACCAGCUGAGCACGUUUUAACAGCAGCCAUUAUGAGUGCACCUGCAGCGUUAGCAUUGGCGAAACUGAGCGUUCCUGAGACUGACAUAUCAACGACAAAAGUAGCAGAUAUAAAGCUAGACAAACCAUCUUCGAGAAAUUUCAUUGAAGCUGCUGCGAACGGUGCCGUUGCUAUCAUUAAACUGGCCAGUCAUAUGGUCGUCAAUCUAAUUGCGGCUGUGGCACUACUGAGCUUCGUCAACGCUGUCUUGUUUUAUUUAGGAGCCGCUGUUGGCUUCGAAGGACUUUCAUUUCCAUGGAUUUGUUCCAAGGUGUUGAAACCGUUGGCCUAUAUUCUCGGAGUAUCAUGGGAGGACACUGAAAUUGUCGGGGAACUGAUAGGAACAAAAAUAUUUGCCAAUGAGUUUCUUUCUUAUCUCUACUUGGACGAAUACUAUCAAGCUGGGAAGUUAUCUGCCAGAUCCAGAGAUAUCGCCACCUAUACUCUUUGUGGAUUCGGAAGCCUUGGUGACAUUGGCAUAAAUGUGGGUGCAUUUGGCGCAUUUGCUCCUUCUCGAAGAUCUGACCUUUCAGAAAUGGGGUUACGAGCCUUGAAUAUUGGAAACUUGGCAGGAUUUCUAACGGCCAGUAUUGCGGGACUACUUUCCCAAUCUGAGGAAACGUACUUCAACGCAACGAUUGCCAACAAUGCUACAUUUAGCGAACCCUUGGUGUAUGCAUGCCCUUGAUGGAUUGCAUGUACCAUAUACACAGCACGGACUGGAAGAAUUGGACUCAUCGGUGUGAUUGACUCGUCCUGCUUCUGCCAUUUAUUCCAAUCUAUCAUUUUGUUAACGCAUUCAAACACAUUCUGCUUUCGUGGCCCAUUAUAACUCACUCAGCUCACUCGGGGUUUACAAGAGAACAUCAAGAGGACGGGACUACUGUUGUUACAACUUGAAAAACUCAUUGGUUUGCAUUUCAUUGGAUCGUAUCACAUCUGCUUACCCCUCUAUCACACCAAACUAACUAAUGGACCAGUGCUAAGAUUGAUCUCUGAAUGGAAUAAGUUAUCACUAGAAGAGAGGUCUACUCCCACCAUCUCUUUGUUCAAAAGUAAAAUCAAAAAGAAAUCUUCAAAGUUUAAUGACUUCAAUACAACUUCUAAACUCAAUCUUUCUCGAAAACAAGAAAUUACCUUAAACAGAAUUAGA